Molecule: messenger RNA, 3372 nt
Organism: Actinia tenebrosa (Australian red waratah sea anemone)
Lineage: Eukaryota; Metazoa; Cnidaria; Anthozoa; Actiniaria; Actiniidae
Biological process (GO): proteolysis; DNA integration
Molecular function (GO): nucleic acid binding; aspartic-type endopeptidase activity
Source: RefSeq, a predicted model, not a curated record
AUGGCGGCCAAUAAAGAGAUUAUUUCUUCAAUGACAGCAGCAGAUAUUAAAAACGAACUGGAAGCUAAUGGACUAUCAACAAUUGGAACAAAGACCGAACUUGUCCAAAGACUAUAUUCUUUUCGAAAAGGUAAGCAAACACCUUUAAUAGCGCCAUCAUUUAGCUUUGAAUAUACUCCAUCAAAAUUACACGAAGAAGUAAAAGGGUUAAUCGAGAAAGUAAGUGAGAGAGAAAAGGAAAUCGAUGAAAAGAUCUCGUCACAAUUUGAAAAAUUAAGUAAACAACUAAUGCUUUUUGUUGGCUCACAUGUUCAAAACGAGCAUAUUUCAUCAGAUGUUGGAGAGAGCGAGAAGGUGCACGAGGAAAAGGCUGUUGUUACAGACAUCGUCAAAUUAAACCGAAAGUUAAAGAUGUUUGGAAGAAGUAUCGAGAUGAUUUUUGCAGAAAUAGAACAUUUACAAAAGAAUGCGAAUGCUCGCCUCGAAAUGGAAAGUGCGUUACGUCGCCUAAAUAAUUUAGAAGAAAGUUACAGUAACAUAGUUCAAGAAAUCAUCGCGUCAAUAAAAGAUGAAAUUGCCGUUGACGAAGAAAUUCAGAAGUGGGCCAGUUUUCAACAAGAAAUUAUAAGAAUUUCRAGAAAAGCAGAGAAUUACAUUUCCUUACGAAAUACAGAAGAAAGUCAGUUUUCUYACAUAUCUCAAGUGGUGGAGCACAUGGCACACAAGACAUGUUCCGGAGUUGGUCAUCUACGAUUACCCAAGUUCACUCUUCCAGAGUUCAAUGGAGAUAUUUUGGAAUGGGUUCCGUGGUGGGAUCAAUUCAAGACUUGCAUCCACGAAAACGAAACUCUUGGAGACAGAGAGAAAUUUAAUUAUCUACGAAUGUACGUCACAGGUACUGCAAAGAGAGCCAUAGAAUACAUCGAAGUUUCUARUGAAAAUUAUUCAAGAGCAAUUGGAGCGCUACAAAGAAGGUAUGGAAGAAAACGUAUUGUUGUUGAACACCUAGUAGAAUCAAUGUUAAGUAUAGAGAAGAAGGAGAAAGUCAAUGCGAAGUCAUUACGCUACUUGUAUGACGUCAUGGUAAACCGUUAUCAUACAUUAGAAUCUUACGAGCCUAAUYUKAAGUACUGUCAUCGCAUCCUGGUUCCUAUACUCCAGUCGAAACUACCACAAGAAGUGCGAAGAAAAUGGGAAUAUGAGUUGUCCAAAAUUGAAAAUGARGAGGAAGAUAAGAAAAUAACUGUUGAAUACUUUUUUGAUUUUCUAAGAUCUCAUGUUAUGUCAGAGGAAGCAUCAGAGAAGUCCCGUUCAGUAUUUCCAGUCAGAGAGACCGAAGAAAGAAAUACACCACGAACAAGGUAUUCAGGAAGAAUUUCUACAGAUAAGUAUAUUUUCCCAUCAUCAGCUACAUCACUGACAGGUAACUCAAAGCAAGAAGACUUCAAACAAAGAAACCAGUCUAUUAAAUCGGUAGAAGAAAGACUGCAGAUUAUCAAAGAGAAGAAACUGUGCUUUAACUGCCUACGCCCAACUGGAUCAAGCCACACAAGUGCCACUUGUAAACGUCCUGGUUGUUUGGUUGAAGGUUGCAGCAAGAAGCAUCAUGUACUUCUACAUCGUGCCCAAAAGGAAAAUGACGAACAGAAAGCAUCGACGACAAUGAGUGAAAGUCAAGGUUCAUUAUCCAAUCAAGUAAAAGGCCAUUCAGGGCUAGUUACUGGCGUCUUUGGAGCUGAUGUCAACAAUCAGAUCAGGUUACUGCCUACAGCGUUAGCAAGACUCCAUUGCAAUGGUAAAGAGCUAAUGGUUCGUGUGCUAGUGGAUAGUGGAAGUGAUCAUUCUUACAUUCGUAGAGAAGUUGCACAAGCACUAAAUUUGCCGUCCAAUGGUCCAUCAAAGUCGAUGACAAUAUCCAUGCACGGAGGACAAACAAGGAAGACGAAAGUUGAGAAYGUUAAUUUUCAGGUAUCACCUAUCCAUGACUUUAAUAAGAAAGUCGAGUUGUCAGCAUGGUCAGUAGAAACAGUUUGUUCACCGCUAGAACCAGUUCAAGUAGACAUGUCAAGGUAUAACCAUCUUGGAGAUCUUGAUUUUGCUGACGAGUAUCCAAGAGGAACGGUAGCAAUUGAUUUGCUGAUAGGUGCUGAUCAAUGGGAUCAAGUCAUGUUGAAUGGAAUCCGAAAGGGUCCUCUACAUACACCAUUUGCCAUGAAUUCCAUAUUUGGAUGGCUGCUGCUAGGAUGUUCCRGAAAGUCUAYGAUGCAAGACAUACAGAAUGACAAGUUAGCUACCAACCUAAAUACUGUUGUUUGUAUUAGAGAAGAUGCAGAGAAUGAUGAAGAUUCCUUCAGCCUAAAGAAGUUUUGGGAAUUGGAGUCUAUUGGAAUUAUCGACCAGAAGAAGAAACUAUCUAGUGAAGAAGAUGAAGCACUACAGCAAUUCCAAUCAACCAUUAACUUUAAAGAAAACAGGUAUGAAGUUGGUCUACCGUGGAGAUCGAAUGCUCCAAAGUUGUUGCCGAACUACCAACAAGCUUCAAAACGGUUAACAAGAGUUGAAGAAAUGCUACGCCAAAAUGAGAGAAAGGAAACUAUGUACAAAGAAGCUAUGAAUCAGUACACCAAARAUGGUCAUGCCAGAGAAAUAACAGAGGAGGAUCAACAAGCAAGCAAGAUAUACUAUCUACCUCAUCACCCUGUCUUUCGUGAAGAUAAGACGACUACAAAAUGUCGAGUGGUAUUUGAUGCAUCUGCUAAAAAUCGUCAAGGAAUCUCACUUAAUGACUGUCUUCUACCAGGACCAGCUUUACAGCCCAAUCUGGUGUCAAUCCUGCUUCGUUUCCGGUUGCACAGAAUAGCGAUGWUGGCAGACAUAAGAAAGAUGUUUCUGCAAGUAAAACUAGCAUUAGAGGACCAGAAUGUUCAUCGUUUCCUGUGGAGAGAAAGCCAAGAUGAAAGUCCAAAGACCUACUGCAUGACGAGAGUAACGUUUGGUGUAGUAAGCAGUCCAUUUGAAGCCAUAGCAACUGUACAGCACCAUGCCAAAGCUAACGAAGAUAAGUUUCCAACAGCUGCWAAAGAAGUGGUAAAGAAUAUGUACGUGGAUGAUUACUUAAGUGGAGAAGAAGAUGAAGAUAAAGCAUAUUUCUUGCACAAAGACCUGUAUGAUAUGAUGAAAGYUGGUGGCUUUGAAUUAGUAAAGUGGUAUACUAAUUCCGAAGAACUGAAGGAUCGCAUUUCACCAGAGCUUAGAGGUCCAACUACACUGGUAGAGCUGAAGAAUGAAGCAGAACMCCUAAAAGCCCUUGGCAUAUCUUGGCAUACAAGCAAAGAUAUUUUCCUGUUUAAUCAAGGAGAAAAUCUCAUUCAG